AUGGCGGCCCAGCCAGCCGCAUCGACUUCUCGCCCUCCUACCGCGCUCUCCUCCCCGACCUUCACGCCGCCGCCACGCCUCGUCAGCAACCUUGCAGUACUGCGGGACCCGACACGCGUCUCAGACGACCUCUGGACGGAGACCACCGAGGCGAGCGUGCUCUGGCUGUUGUCGCUCAAACCGCCAGGCGCCGCUUCGAUUUCGCCUCAUCAGCCGUCAUCCAAAGGGAAAGAGCGCGCGAGGGUGGACGACAACGGCGUGGCUGUCGAUGAGGAUUUGGUACAUUGGUUCUGUGGGGCGAAAGGCGCGCAGGAAUGCUGGGAGCCCGCAAUGUUCUGCAUUCGCCUCCUUGGGAUGAAACGAGUUGGCGAAGUUGCAAACUGGCGAGAUGCGUUCGAGCGGUUGAUGGACAGCUGUCCUGCCUGUGUCAGAGCGUACCAGACUGCCAAAGGCGACUUCCGCGACAACUAUCUGCGACACUACAAGCCAGAUAAGUCUAUCCAGACCUUCACGAACGGCAUCGAGGCGAUCGAGUUCGCCAGCGUGAUGCGCGCCUUUGCCGCCGCAGGCUUCGAUACGCCGCCAAGCAAUACACCCGCCGGCGAAUCGACAUGGCGUCCAUCUCGACGAGCACGCCUCAACGACGUGCCCGAGGCAGCUGUCGAGAACGUCUUGUCCAAUCCUCGACUCUUCGAAAGCGACAACGUCAUCGAGAUGCUCCUUUCGGGCCUUGACAGUGACGACUUCCGCCCACUCGCCUUGCCGCCUACUCCCUCGGCUGGUCUGCUCGCCUUCCGGCUCCACAUCGACCAUGACCUGCGCGCACUGGCCGAAAUACAGAUACGCCGGUGUACGCGGCAGCCGGAUGCCGACGCCUUCCGCAGGCAAGGGUUGGCGGCGGUGAUGGAUUCGCAUCUCGGCGCGCUCGCAAGUCGAGAUCGUGGCGAGGUCAGCGCUCCUACAGGCAUCCAUCUGCACUACACCGACCAGCGGAACGACUUCAUGGGCGGCAUCGCUACGUGCCUGCGGAGCCUCUCGGCGAACGCGAUCAAGCAGGUCCUCGUUCGCGAGCCGACAUCCCUCGCGGCCUCGCUCGACGUCGUCCAUCUCGUUGCGGCACAUCUCGCCGAUCGAGGUGAUCAUCUGGUCUCCGUCGUAGACUGCUUCACCGUCCUCCUCGAACGCCUCGGGCCUGACUUCUGGUCAGUCGGCGACGAGAAGUACGAAGAGGUCGUGCUCCACGCCAUCCUCGACAACGACGACUUCCAUGAGGCGUUUGCGGAACAGGCGCAUCAGCAGGCAACGACGUCGGAUGCGCAGACGUUUGACACCUCGUGGCUCGCCUGGCUGCCGCCAUUCCUCGCCUCUGUCGCUCAGUCCCCCACACUCUUCACCAACGCGCUCGCUCUCAUCACUUCGACUUUCCUCGAUCGCCUGCAGCGACCCCGUUUGGACCCUCUCGUCCGUACGGCUGCGCUCCGGCUCGCCGUCGGCAUCCUCUCCGACGUCUUCAUCUCGAACACUGCGCCAACACCUUCGAACUCGACUGCCGAUGUCGUCGCCGUUGCCCCUCGGUACCCCCAUGCCGCAGCUGCCACCAAAGUCCUCGACCUGCAUGCUAAGACGAUCGCCUCCUUUGCUUUCUCCGCAUCGCACGCGACGGCGGAGUGGGCAUCUGCCGUCGAACUCGCUCGAACUUUCGUCGGCAGCGUUCUCAAGCGCGACGGGAAGACUAUCGCACGAGCCGUCUACAACCUCGCCACAUUCAGCCAGAACCAUCACGAGCGCGAACGGCGAGAGAAGAAGCGAUUGCAGGCGCUCGCAAACGGCGACGCCAAAGCGAGGAAGGAAGCCGAACCUGCGCCGGUCGCGCCGCGGAGCGUCACUUUCGCCAAGGCGAUGUGGGACGAGGCGUACGCAUCGGUACGGGAGGGCGACGCGGCUGGCAUCGCCGUACUCGUGCAGGGCGCGUCGCCGACAGCGCAGUUCGAGAAGCUGACCAGCCGGUCAUGGGCCAUCAAGGACCUCGUCCGACCGCAAAUGAAGGCCAUCAACGACGCCCUCGCCGCUGCGCGCGACCCGAUCGUUGGCGUGAUCAUGCAGCUCGCCGACGAGCGCGUCGACGUCCUCCUCGACCUCCUCGGCCGACCGGGCGUUGUCCAAGCCGUUAUCGCUCUCCUCAUCUCGCCUGUCGAAGCCGUUCACAACGCGGUCCAGGGUCUCGUCAAGCAGGCCUUCGACGUCACCACCCGCCGCGACGUCUUUCGUUGCCUCAUCAGCCGCUGGCCGGAGCAGUCGUUGCGCGGCCUCGCGCACACCCUCCAGCUCUUCCAGACCUCGUCUCGCCUCCUUCCCGAGGCGUGCGGACUGGCAAAGCGUCUUGUGCGCUGCUUCUCCGACGUGCUCGACGUCCUGUGCGACACGACGGACGGCCUGCUCCGCGAUCCGGACUUCGUCCGCCGCGGCCGGGACGUCAAGCUUCAAGCCAAGCUCCUCGCUCUCUGGAAGCUCAUGGCCGAGGCGCUGGGCCUGCUGUUCAAGCGGACGCCGGAGUGGGCCAACUACUUCGAGAACGACGAGAUGACCGAGUGGAUGCGCGACGCCGUCCUGUUCGGCGCCGACAUGCUCGAACAGAUCCGAGUCCUCGAGACGAUCAUCGCCGGCCAAGCCCUCGACCGCUUCGCCACGGGCGGCAGCGCCGUACUCGACUCGCCUGCGCAGAAGUCGGCUCUCGCGAAGGAGUCGACCACGGCGGAGCAGAUGAUCGGUGUGCUGGCAGAACCGCUCGAAGAGAGCAUCGCCUGGCUCCGCCUCAACGACGUCGACCUCCUCAACCAGACCUUCGCUCUCGUUCUCAAGAUGGUCGGCCGCGUCACCCGCUCGCGGAUUCCUCUGCGCGAGACGACGCAGGCCAAGCUCAAGCGCAUGGCCGAUCGUCCCGCCGCUGGUGCCGAUCAGCGGCGCUCGACCAUUCUGCGGGAAAGCCAGCUGCUCGAGAUUCGAGAAGCUCUCGAGGACAACGAAGAUGCCGUGCGCAGGCGGAAGGCAGGCGCGCCGGUGGAAGUUCUCGACCUCUCGGACGACAAGACGCCCAAGCCAGCGUCUCGCGCCUCCAGUAUCGCCUCCUCGUCGACUGGUUCCCUGCGGGUCAAGGGUCAGGUCAAGACGUCUCUCGUCCCGCCUCAGCAACAAGCGUCGAAGAGUGGCCGCACCGCUUCUUCACUUGCCGGCAGCAAAGCUCGUCCAACGCCCGCCAUCCCCGCUCGUCCGCGUGGCGUGCCCUGGACGACGUACUCCUCGAAGAAGGCGGAGUCUGAAUCAGAGUCGUCCGACGACGAAGAUGCGGUCCGGGGCGCAGACGGCAAGAAGCUGACCGGACUCGCCCUGCUCGCGAAAGACCAGAAGCCGAGCAUCAAGAAGGCCACGACGGGUCAGCGCAAGAUCCAGCUCAUCGGCAGCGACGGCAGGGCGACAGCUUCCUCCGGCAGCCGCACUCGCACGCCUAUCGGCAUCGGGCGAAGCAAGGAGGACUUGCAAGCGCUGCGCGCAGCUCGUCUCCGCUCAGCGCAAGACUUGUCCCGUCUCCAUCGUGCCGUCCUCCAAUGGGAUCCUGCCGCCACCGAAGAUGCGCCGCCGAACGUCGAUCUGCUCAAGCGUCUCCCGGAGUCCUUCAGGACGCCCAAGGAGUACUUCGCCGCCUUUGAACCCCUCCUCCUGACCGAGUGCUGGGAGCAGAUUCGCCAGGCCAAGCUCGAGGCGCUCAAGGAGAGCGACGUCAUUCACGCCGACAUCGCCGGCCGCCAGUCUGUCGACGACUUUGUCGACGUCUUCUGCACGAUCCAGCAUGGACAGCUACGUAGCGGGACCUACUUCGGCGACACCGACCUCGUCUGGCUGCGUCAAGGCCCUCGGCAGAUCUUUGCGAAGAUCCAGGCCGUCAGCCGCAAGCGUGAGCACAUCGAGCUCACGCUGCGCUGCCAUCUCGGGAAGGACGUACACAACGCCGGAUCAGGCCUGACUGCGAGGACGAAGUGGGAGAUGAUCAAGCUCGUCAACCUAAGUACGGUCCACCGCGAGUACGCCGCCUUGCAAGCACUCGAGUUCAUCGACUUGUGCGGCGAUGUCCUCGCGCCUCGUCCGCCUCCGAGCAUCAAGACGGAGCCGCGGACCAUCGAGAAAACCAUGGCGGCGUACAAGGUCAACGAGCCGCAGGCGAUCGCAAUCCAUGGAGCGUUGCGAACGCAGGGCUUCAGCCUGAUUCAAGGACCGCCCGGUACCGGCAAGACGAGCACGAUCGUUGGUCUUGUCGGCGCCUUCGUCGACUCUCGCCCGCGCGUCGCCGCUCCCAUCGAUGUCGGCCGUCCGACAGACACCUCGCAGAUCCCGCCGGUCGCCAAAGUCUUGCUCUGCGCGCCGAGUAACGCUGCCGUGGACGAAGUCGCCAAGCGUCUGAAGGAGGGCGUCCGGCUCAUGGACGGCUCGCUCUAUGUCCCGAAGGUCGUCCGUAUCGGUGCCGACUCGGCUAUCGACAUCGCUGUCAAAGAUGUCUUCAUCGACGAGCUCGUUGAGCGCGCGACCAGCGGCAACAAGUCGACGACCGGCACGAACGACGCCCAGUCUCGCAUGCAGAACAUGCGCAACGAGAUUGAUUCGCUCAGGAGCGACCGCGACGCCAAGAAGGCCGAGAUGGACUCGAUCACGAACAACGAGUUCCGCCGCGGCGAGCUCAACCUCGAGCUUCGGAAAAUCAAGGCGCGCAUCUUCGAGCUCUCGCAAAUGCUCGACACGGAGAAGGACAAGGCGCAGCAGUCGCGCCGCACGAUGGACGCCGAGCAGCGCAAGAUGCGCCUCAAGAUCCUGUCCGAAGCCGACGUGAUCUGCUCGACGCUGUCCGGUGCCGGCCACGACUACAUGUCCCAGCUGCCGUUCGACUUCGAGACGGUCAUCAUCGACGAGGCCGCCCAGUCGAUCGAGCUGAGCUCGCUCAUCCCGCUCAAGUACGGCUGCACGCGUUGCAUCCUCGUCGGCGACCCGCUCCAGCUCCCGCCCACCGUCAUCUCUGGCGUCGCCGCUCGAGGUGGCUACGACCGUUCGCUUUUCGUGCGCGUCAUGCAGCGAGGUCCGCAGGCCGUCCACCUCCUUUCGAUCCAGUACCGCAUGCACCCGAACAUCUCGGCGUUCCCCUCCGCCGCUUUCUACCAGUCACGCCUGACGGACGGUCCUGACAUGGACAAGAAGACGCUCCAGCCCUGGCACGCCAACGCCCUCUUCCCGCCGUAUACCUUCUACCACAUCGAGGGUCAGGAGAUGUCGGGUCGCCACCACUCGUACACCAACCCGGUCGAGGCGGCGACUGCGCUCGCCAUUUACGAGCGCCUGCGCCGCGACUACCCCUCAAUCGACUUUGAUUACCGCAUCGGCAUCGUCACGCCGUACAAGGGCCAGGUCAUUGAGCUCAAGCGCACGUUCAGGCAGAAGUACGGCGAGGAGAUCGUCUCCAAGAUUGCAUUCAACACGGUCGAUGGCUUCCAAGGACAGGAGAAGGACAUCAUCAUCUUGUCCUGUGUCCGUGGCGGUUCCGCCGACAAGGGUGUCGGUUUCUUGGCCGACACUCGCCGAAUGAACGUCUCUCUGACGCGCGCCCGCUCGUCGAUCUGGAUCCUCGGCGACUCGAACAAGCUCCGCGCGAACCAGUACUGGGGCCAACUCGUCGCGGACGCCGAGACACGCGGCCUCUUCCGGAGAGCCGACGUCCAGCUCUUCCGCUCGUCCUACUCGGCCCCGCCCGUCGUCCGGACCGCCCUCCCUUCUGUCCCUGUCUCCCGCUCGCGCGCUGGAGCAAUCGAGAUGUCGCCCGCCUACUCGUCCGGCCAGAACGGCCUCGUCGCGCCGACUCCGCCUCACGUCGUCAACGGCACCGGCAGUGCACUCAAGAAGCGCCUGACGGACGCGAUGGACGUCGACUCGCCCGCCAAGAGGCCGAAGAUGGAGGACGGAGAAGUCGAGGAGCAGAAGCCGAGAGUGCAGCGUCCGAGGCCGCCGGUGCAGAGGGCGCAAGUUCCCACGCAACAGCCGGUCAAGAGGAAGGCACCGCCGUCGUUGUUUGUCCCGAAGAAGCGUCCGCCACCGAAGUAG
Rhodotorula toruloides NP11 is the source of this 6135-nucleotide messenger RNA. RefSeq names its product tRNA-splicing endonuclease. Lineage: Eukaryota; Fungi; Basidiomycota; Microbotryomycetes; Sporidiobolales; Sporidiobolaceae. Gene Ontology annotation, biological process: termination of RNA polymerase II transcription. Gene Ontology annotation, molecular function: helicase activity; transcription termination site sequence-specific DNA binding. The transcript is spliced from 9 exons. The coding region runs from base 1 to 6135 and encodes 2044 amino acids. The record is from RefSeq and is a predicted model, not a curated record. Gene Ontology annotation, cellular component: nuclear body.